Molecule: messenger RNA, 8253 nt
Organism: Nomascus leucogenys (northern white-cheeked gibbon)
Lineage: Eukaryota; Metazoa; Chordata; Mammalia; Primates; Hylobatidae
Gene: RAI1
Product: retinoic acid induced 1
Exons: 6
Coding region: 1082-6793 (1903 amino acids)
Biological process (GO): circadian regulation of gene expression; regulation of transcription by RNA polymerase II
Cellular component (GO): nucleus
Source: RefSeq, a predicted model, not a curated record
AUCAAGUCUCAGUUCUCGCUGCCUUCCCGGCCAGUAGGCGUCUCCCCCAGCUGGGGAGGGUCCCCCAAACCCUGUGCUUCUAGGACCGCGGGGGCCGGCAAGUGGCAGGAUCUCCAAGCUGCGUCUCUGAUGCGGCGAGGGGAGGCGCGCGAUGAAGGCCCCCCUCUUCUCCGCCUUCUCUCUACGCCCCACCGCUACUACACGUCGCGCUGCGCCGCGACCCCGGUGCUGCCUGUUCGCGCCUUAAGCGGCUCUUCUGCCGCGGUGCGAUCCCCGACGCCAGGAGGACUGACCCCCACCCGCCAGGCCUCAGACCCCACGCAGAUCCAGCCACACACACAACCGCCUGCAGAUACCCACCACAGCCCUUUUCGUUAACCCAAAGCCCCGCACAGGCGCACUGCCCCUACAUGCGCAGCCCCACAGCCCCACACACCCACAAGUCCACUCGCAAACAGGCCCACGUGGCCACACAACUGCCCUCCGGACACAGCCCCACGCAGGCGCAAUCCCAUACACAACCAAACACAGGCGCAAUCCCACCCACGCAGUACCUCACGGAGUCACACAACCCCCCUAUAAACAAUCGCAGACACAACCCCACGCAGCGCCGCAUCAGUCAAGCUGAGACCCAGAAACACAUUCACAAGCUUGUAUCCAGACCCCCCCCUCAAGCCCCGUGACAUUCACUCGUAGUACAGACCAGAAAUAUACAGCCACACUGAUACACACACAGACCUAAACGCACAGCCAAGACCUCACCCGCAAGCUCGUAAGUCACUGGAAAAAUAUUAAAGCGUUCCCUCCCUCCCCUCCUCUAUCUUUGACAUACACACGCCCGCGCGCGCGCGCGCGCGCGCGCACUCUUACACUCACACCCCCCGUCCCUAAGCGCGUCGGAGCCUCGCAGCCGGUGACCCCGAGGCCCCGCGGAUCUCAUCUGGCCACUGCGUUCUGGAAGAGGCGAGAGGGAGAGCGUGCGCGAGAGGAGGGAGAGAGACGGCAGGGGAAAGGGAGACGGCGAGACGCGCAGCGCCGGCGCCCGGGAGACCCAGGAGCCCGCAGAUAACCAGCCCGAGUCAUGCAGUCUUUUCGAGAAAGGUGUGGUUUCCAUGGCAAACAACAGAACUACCAGCAGACCUCACAGGAAACAUCACGCCUGGAGAAUUACAGGCAGCCGAGUCAGGCCGGGCUAAGCUGCGACCGGCAGCGGCUGCUCGCCAAGGACUAUUAUAACCCGCAGCCUUACCCGAGCUAUGAGGGUGGCGCUGGCACGCCCUCUGGCACUGCAGCCGCGGUGGCCGCCGACAAGUACCACCGAGGCAGCAAGGCCCUGCCCACACAGCAAGCCCUGCAGGGGAGGCCAGCUUUCCCUGGCUACGGCGUCCAGGACAGCAGCCCCUACCCAGGCCGCUAUGCUGGUGAGGAGAGCCUUCAGGCUUGGGGGGCCCCACAGCCACCACCCCCACAGCCGCAGCCACUACCAGCAGGGGUGGCCAAGUAUGAUGAGAACUUGAUGAAAAAGACAGCAGUGCCCCCCACCAGGCAGUAUGCAGAGCAGGGCGCCCAGGUGCCCUUUCGGACUCAUUCCCUGCACGUCCAGCAGCCACCGCCGCCCCAGCAGCCCCUGGCAUACCCCAAGCUCCAAAGGCAGAAGCUGCAGAACGACAUUGCCUCCCCUCUGCCAUUCCCCCAGGGUACCCACUUUCCUCAGCAUUCCCAGUCCUUCCCCACCUCCUCCACCUACUCCUCCUCUGUCCAGGGUGGUGGGCAGGGGGCCCACUCCUAUAAGAGUUGCACAGCACCGACUGCUCAGCCCCAUGACAGGCCGCUGACUGCCAGCUCCAGCCUGGCCCCGGGGCAGCGGGUCCAGAAUCUUCAUGCCUACCAGUCGGGCCGCCUCAGCUAUGACCAGCAGCAGCAGCAGCAGCAGCAGCAGCAGCAGCAAGCCCUUCAGAGCCGGCACCAUGCCCAGGAAACCCUCCAUUACCAAAACCUCGCCAAGUAUCAGCACUACGGGCAACAAGGCCAGGGCUACUGCCAGCCGGACGCAGCCGUCCGGACCCCAGAGCAGUACUACCAGACCUUCAGCCCCAGCUCCAGCCACUCACCCGCCCGCUCCGUGGGCCGCUCACCUUCCUACAGCUCCACACCGUCGCCGCUGAUGCCAAACCUGGAGAACUUUCCCUAUAGCCAGCAGCCGCUCAGCACCGGGGCCUUCCCUGCAGGGAUCACUGACCACAGCCACUUCAUGCCCUUGCUCAAUCCCUCCCCAACGGAUGCCACCAGUUCCUUGGACACCCAGGCUGGCAACUGCAAGCCCCUUCAGAAGGACAAGCUUCCCGAGAACCUGCUGUCGGAUCUCAGCCUGCAGAGCCUCACGGCGCUGACCUCACAGGUGGAGAACAUCUCCAACACCGUCCAGCAGUUGCUGCUCUCCAAGGCUGCUGUGCCGCAAAAGAAAGGUGUCAAGAACCUCGUGUCUAGGACCCCAGAGCAGCACAAAAGCCAGCACUGCAGCCCCGAAGGGAGCGGCUACUCGGCCGAGCCCGCGGGCACACCGCUGUCAGAGCCACUGAGCAGCACGCCACAGUCCACGCAUGCAGAGCCGCAGGAGGCCGACUACCUGAGCGGCUCCGAGGACCCACUGGAGCGCAGCUUCCUCUACUGCAGCCAGGCCCGUGGCAGCCCUGCCAGGGUCAACAGCAACUCGAAGGCCAAGCCCGAGUCCGUGUCCACCUGUUCUGUAACCUCUCCUGACGACAUGUCCACCAAAUCUGACGACUCCUUCCAGAGCCUGCACAGCAGUCUGCCGCUCGACAGCUUCUCCAAGUUCGUGGCAGGUGAGCGGGACUGUCCACGGCUGCUGCUCAGCGCCCUGGCACAGGAGGACCUGGCCUCCGAGAUCCUGGGACUGCAGGAAGCCAUCGGUGAGAAGGCUGACAAAGCUUGGGCCGAAGCACCCAGCCUGGUCAAGGACAGCAGCAAGCCACCCUUCUCGCUGGAGAACCACAGCGCCUGCCUGGACUCUGUGGCCAAGAGUGCGUGGCCCCGGCCUGGGGAGCCAGAGGCCCUGCCCGACUCCUUGCAGCUGGACAAGGGCGGCAAUGCCAAGGACUUCAGCCCAGGGCUGUUUGAAGACCCUUCUGUGGCCUUCACUACCCCCGACCCCAAAAAGACAACUGGUCCUCUCUCCUUUGGCACCAAGCCCACCCUUGGGGCUCCUGCUCCAGACCCCACCACAGCAGCUUUUGACUGUUUCCCAGACACGACCGCUGCCAGCUCAGCGGACAGUGCCAACCCUUUUGCCUGGCCAGAGGAAAACCUGGGGGAUGCUUGUCCCAGGUGGGGAUUGCACCCUGGCGAGCUCACCAAGGGCCUGGAGCAGGGUGGGAAGGCCUCAGAUGGCAUCAGCAAAGGGGACACCCAUGAGGCUUCGGCCUGCCUGGGCUUCCAGGAGGAGGACCGCCCUGGGGAGAAGGUGGCCUCAUUGCCCGGGGACUUCAAGCAGGAGGAGGUGGGUGGGGUGAAGGAGGAGGCAGGCGGGCUGCUGCAGUGCCCCGAGGUGGCCAAGGCUGACCGGUGGCUGGAAGACAGCCGGCACUGCUGUUCCACCGCCGACUUUGGGGACCUCCCAUUGCUGCCACCCACCAGCAGGAAGGAGGACCUGGAAGCUGAGGAGGAGUACUCCUCCCUAUGUGAGCUCCUGGGCAGCCCCGAGCAGAGGUCCGGCAUGCAGGACCCGCUGUCACCCAAGGCCCCACUCAUCUGCACCAAGGAGGAGGUGGAGGAGGUGCUGGACUCCAAGGCCAGCUGGGGCUCUCCAUGCCACCUCUCAGGGGAGUCCGUCAUCCUGCUGGGCCCUACCGUGGGCACCGAGUCAAAGGUCCAGAGCUGGUUUGAGUCCUCUCUGUCCCACAUGAAGCCAGGUGAAGAGGGGCCUGAUAGGGAGCGAGCUCCAGGGGAUUCCUCCCCCUCAGACGCCUCUCUGGCCCAGAAGCCCAACAAGCCUGCUGUGCCCGAGGCGCCCAUCGCGAAGAAAGAGCCUGUGCCACGGGGCAAAAGCUUACGGAGCCGUCGGGUGCACCGGGGGCUGCCCGAGGCCGAGGACUCCCCAUGCAGGGCACCAGCACUGCCCAAAGACCUCUUGCUCCCUGAAUCCUGCACAGGGCCCCCACAGGGACAGAUGGAAGGGGCUGGAGCCCCAGGCCGGGGGGCCUCGGAAGGGCUCCCCAGGAUGUGUACUCGUUCUCUCACAGCCCUGAGUGAGCCCCGCACACCUGGGCCCCCAGGCCUGACCACCACCCCUGCACCCCCAGACAAACUGGGGGGCAAGCAGCGAGCCGCCUUCAAGUCGGGCAAGCGGGUGGGGAAGCCCUCACCCAAGGCUGCCUCCAGCCCCAGCAACCCGGCCGCCCUGCCUGUGGCCUCCGACAGCAGCCCGAUGGGCUCCAAGACCAAGGAGACAGACUCGCCCAGCACGCCUGGCAAGGACCAGCGCUCCAUGAUCCUUCGGUCACGCACCAAAACCCAGGAGAUCUUCCACUCCAAGCGGCGGAGGCCCUCUGAGGGCCGGCUCCCCAACUGCCGUGCCACCAAGAAGCUCCUCGACAACAGCCACUUGCCCGCCACGUUCAAGGUCUCCGGCAGCCCCCAGAAGGAGGGCAGGGUGAGCCAGCGGGCAAGGGUCCCCAAACCUGGCGCAGGCAGCAAGCUCUCUGACCGGCCCCUCCAUGCGCUCAAAAGGAAGUCGGCCUUCAUGGCGCCGGUCCCCACCAAGAAGCGGAACCUGGUCUUGCGGAGCCGCAGCAGCAGCAGCAGCAACGCCAGUGGCAAUGGGGGAGAUGGGAAGGAGGAGAGGCCCGAGGGUUCCCCCACCCUCUUCAAGAGGAUGUCUUCUCCCAAGAAAGCCAAGCCCGCCAAGGGCAACGGCGAGCCCACCACAAAGUCCCCACCCCCGGAGACCCCCGAUGCCUGCCUCAAGCUCGCCUCUCGGGCAGCCUUCCAGGGGGCCAUGAAGACCAAGGUGCUGCCACCCCGGAAGGGCCGGGGCCUGAAGCUGGAAGCCAUCGUGCAGAAGAUCACCUCACCCAGCCUCAAGAAGUUCACAUGUAAAGCCUCUCCUGGUAAUCCUCUGAGCCCAUCCCUUCCCGACAAAGACCGUGGGCUCAAGGGUGCUGGGGGCAGCCCAGUGGGGGUAGAAGAAGGCCUGGUAAAUGUGGGCACCGGGCAGAAGCUUCCGGCUUCUUCUGGGGCUGAUCCAUUAUGCAGAAAUCCAACCAACAGAUCCUUAAAAGGCAAACUCAUGAACAGUAAGAAACUGUCUUCGACUGACUGUUUCAAAACUGAGGCCUUUACAUCCCCAGAGGCCCUGCAGCCCGGGGGGACUGCCCUGGCGCCUAAGAAGAGGAGCCGGAAAGGCCGGGCAGGGGCCCUUGGACUCUCCAAAGGCCCGCUGGAGAAGCGGCCCUAUCUUGGCCCAGCUCUGCUCCUGACUCCCCGAGACAGGGCCAGUGGCACACAAGGGGCCAGCGAGGACAACUCUGGUGGAGGAGGCAAGAAGCCAAAGAUGGAGGAGCUGGGCCUGGCCUUCCAGCCCCCCGAGGGCAGGCCCUGCCAGCCCCAGACAAGGGCACAGAAACAGCCAGGCCACACCAACUAUAGCAGCUAUUCCAAGCGGAAGCGCCUCACUAGGGGCCGGGCCAAGAACACCACCUCUUCACCCUGUAAGGGGCGUGCCAAGCGACGACGGCAGCAGCAGGUGCUGCCCCUGGAUCCCGCAGAGCCUGAAAUCCGCCUCAAGUACAUUUCCUCUUGCAAGCGGCUGAGGUCAGACAGCCGGACCCCCGCCUUCUCACCCUUCGUGCGGGUGGAGAAGCAAGAUGCGUUCACCACCAUAUGCACUGUUGUCAACUCCCCUGGAGAUGCGCCCAAGCCCCAUAGGAAGCCUUCCUCCUCUGCCUCCUCUUCCUCAUCCUCAUCCUCGUUCUCCUUGGAUGCAGCCGGGGCCUCCCUGGCCACACUCCAUGGAGGCUCCAUCCUGCAGCCUCGGCCCUCCUUGCCCCUCUCCUCCACGAUGCACUUGGGGCCUGUGGUUUCCAAGGCCCUGAGUACCUCUUGCCUUGUUUGCUGCCUCUGCCAAAACCCAGCCAACUUCAAGGACCUUGGGGACCUCUGUGGGCCCUACUACCCUGAACACUGCCUCCCCAAAAAGAAGCCAAAACUCAAGGAGAAGGUGCGGCCAGAAGGCACCUGUGAGGAGGCCUCGCUGCCGCUUGAGAGAACACUCAAAGGUCCUGACUGUGCAGCUGCUGCUGCUGCCGGGAAGCCCCCCAGGCCUGACGGCUCAGCUGACCCAGCCAAGCAGGGCCCACUGCGCACCAGUGCCAGGGGCCUGUCCCGGAGGCUGCAGAGCUGCUACUGCUGUGAUGGCCGGGAGGAUGGGGGCGAGGAGGCAGCCCCAGCCGACAAGGGUCGCAAACAUGAGUGCAGCAAGGAGGCCCCGGCAGAGCCCGGCGGGGAGGCCCAGGAGCACUGGGUGCACGAGGCCUGUGCCGUGUGGACCAGUGGCGUCUACCUGGUGGCCGGGAAGCUCUUUGGGCUGCAGGAGGCCAUGAAGGUGGCCGUGGACAUGACGUGUUCCAGCUGCCAAGAAGCCGGGGCCACCAUUGGGUGCUGCCACAAAGGAUGCAUCCACACCUACCACUACCCGUGUGCCAGCGAUGCAGGUUGCAUAUUCAUCGAAGAGAACUUUUCUUUGAAAUGUCCCAAACAUAAGAGGCUGCCGUUGUAAUCCAGCCCAACGGCCGGAGGAGCCGCCGGAGCUCGCCUGCCCGCCCGCCCGCCGCCGAAGGAGAGGAGCCGCCUGCGCAGCCCCCGGGCCUUUGAGCUGCUCCCAGCGCGGGUCCAGAGCCGAUCCUUGAUCCGGGUCCCGGAUCGUGGAUCCGGCCGCCCAGGGCUCAGACUUGCGGCCCCGGGUUGGGAGGAAAACCCGUUCCGGAGCCGCCUGCUCCCGGAACCGGACGGCACAGGGCGUUCUUGCCCACCCCAGGGGCCAGGCUUGCGGAGGGGGAGCCCGCAGAGCUGCCAGACUCCCCGGGGCGCUCAGCCUCCGGCGAGGGUGGGAGACGGCUUUGUCCUGGGGACACUUUUCCUCUGGAAUCUCAAGACGACGUGGCACACAUUCCACGUGGGUGCUGCCGCCACUCCAGUCGGUCGUGGCGUGCAGCUGGGAGCCCUGGGCUUGGGGGUGGGGGUCGAAACAGUCCUGGAAGAGGCGGAGGGCGGCUCCUAGCUCCGUGGACUAGGCGGGGGAGAAAGGAAGCCUUUCUGAGAGCGGGCUAGGCCGGCGCUGGAGAGGCCGGAGCCUUUGGAACAAACCGUGUGGAACGCGUCCAGGGGCCUUCCCGCCCAGCCUUUGCCACAUCUCUCGUGCGGUUCGGGCAAAGCCGGGGUAGACCUGGGCUAUGCUCAGGGGUUGCGGGCUCCCCGAGUGCGGGCGGGACUGGGACACCCUUUGGCCUCUGUUCGUCCCCUUUCCAGUCCUCCACCCCACCCCUGGAGCCCAGCCUGGGAGCGCAAAACCCAAGAAGCGGCCAGAACGCACCUCCGGCGGACGCGCGACCGUUGUGCACCACCAGGGGCCGCCGCGCCCACUCUGCACGGGAGCAGGGACAGCGCUAGAUUCGUGUACAAAACCUGUGUACCCCUCUAUAUAUAUGUUACAUAGAAUGUAUAUAUGUUGGGAACAUGCUCGCUUCUCCCGUGUGUCGCCGCCGUGCGUCGUGCGCCCGCAACAGAGCCCCAACCGGGCCUUUGCCGGGUAAGGGGCUACUGCGACGCCCCUUGUCCACGCAGCCACCACCGGCCCGGGCCAGUCCCUAUGAGUCCGUCCGCCUGUUCUUCCGUGUCCACAGCUCUGUCCACGCUUCGAUAGGCCUGACGCAGCCCCCAGCCCAGGGCCGCCCUAGCAACUUCCUGUACAUAUGACUGUAAAAUGGUAAACGUGUGUAUUAUAUCUGGCCUCGUUAUAUAGUGUAUAUAUAUGUAUACAUAUACAUAUAUAUAAUAUAUAUGAAGACUGUAAAUGUUAAGACGACUAGUGUUCUUAUUAGUAUAUUGCUUCACACUGAAGAUUGUGUGUAUCGAGCUGUUUCUAAAAGAUGUUUAUUUUCCUUAAGAGUAAAAAACAGUCAUUGCAUUCAGAAAAAAAAAAAAAAAGUCAAUAAAGAUACAACGAUUGUUUUGGAAAAU